ACUUUUUAGUAAAUAAUUUUAAAGUUUUUUUUUAAAUACAUUAAAAACUUUUUGUUUGUUUUUUUUGGUUUGGCCACCGAUUAUCAUCAUCAGUGGACAACCGAUAUAAUCUGGUUGUUGUGGUGGUAGUGAUUACCACCCGAUUAUCAUCAUAUCAAUAGGUCUGACCGGUAGAUCAUAUAUGUCGUCAUACAAGCCGUGCAGCAAAGGCUGUCCAAAAACUGGCGCUUCAAAGACAACAACUAACGGUUACGGCGGCGGCACUGGUGGUCAUCAAUUAACGUCACCGUUCAGCAACUCGCCGAUAGCACCGUCCACGCCAUCGUCAUCGUCAUGCGGUGCCCGAUCGCCAUCGCCGCGAGUGACCGAAUUGCCAGUCGGUGUCCGAUACGUACGCCAAACACCGCAAUCGAUCUAUAGUACGGCCAAAAAUACAGCCGCUUUUUGCAGCGGCGGCAGCCGAACGAUAACCAAAUCGCGCGAACCGUCGCCCGCUUUCAAGUCAACCCGAUUUGCCGAACCGUUGACCUCGACUAUCCGUUCUAACAACAACAACGGUACGGCCAGUUCGCAGUUAAAGUCAUCCGAACGAGUCAGUCGCCAAUCGCGGCCAUUAUACAAGCGACCGGUGAUUCCACCCGCCAAUGACGUAACCGACGAUCACAAGAUAGUUUCGGUUAGUCCGGCCACUAAGCAAUCGUCGCCUAUAUUCUCGACUGGUUGUGUGUUUGGCGGCGACGGUAACGAUAAGUUACAGCACAAGAAUGGCAUUCAGUUGUCAAAAGAAUCGUUUCCCGAUUCGGAUAAGCCGUCGCCGAGAGAGCGGCAAACUAUUAUUAAGUCUGUGAUUAAUGCACCCGACGGUACAGUCAAAAGAUCAUCAGUCAUAACACCCAAUGAUCGUAUGAAUGUCCACAAGAAUACCUAUUCGGUACCGUUGUAUCAAUUGUCAUCGGAUGGACACAAUGACCAGAAUCGGUUGUCGGUCAACGUUAAUGUUGCCGUAGGUCUCGAAUGCGACGACGAAAAGGCUAAACGAAAGCAUCGUUAUGUUGACGAUUGUAUUUCAGAAGAAUCGGAGUCCGAACCGCGUAAUUAUUCGGACGAAUUGGACAGCAAUGUUGCCCAAUCGGUCGAGGGUUCGAAAAUUCAAGUGGCCGUCCGAUUGCGACCGUUUAUCAGCGAAAAACUAGAAUCGGUAGUCGAAAUGUCUGGCAAUACGGUUAGGAUUAUCAAUACCGACAACGAUAACUAUAAUCGAUUGGAGUUCGGUUUCGAUCACUGUCUCAAUUCGGUCAAUAGAGAUAUCUUUGAAUUUGCCGAUCAGGAUAAGGUGUUCCUGAAAAUGGGUCGACCAUUGCUCGACAGGGCUAUGGAAGGCUAUAAUGUUUGUAUGUUUGCCUACGGACAGACCGGCAGCGGUAAAAGCUAUACAAUGAUGGGCACCGACACCAAUCCGGGCAUAAUUCCCCGAUUCGUUCACGAAAUGUACAAACGAUUUCAAACAGUAUCCGAAGUCGUGUUUACCGUUGAGGUGAGCUAUUGCGAGAUCUAUAACGAAAAGAUCUACGAUUUGUUGUCCGACGAUAAAAAUGCCAACAAAAAGAUGCUUCGGAUUCGCGAACAUCCGCAAACUGGUCCCUAUGUCGAGAAUUUGGCGGUCCGUGCAGUGGAAUCGUACAACGAAUUGAUGGAUUUGUUGAAAUACGGUACCAGACGUCGGGCCACAGCGUCGACAGCGGCCAACGAUAUCAGUAGUCGAUCGCAUGCAAUAUUUACCAUCAAUUUAUCGCAAAUGCGUCAAUCGGACCACGAAGAUCUGGAUACCAGUUGCUACUGUAGUUCGCGUGUCAAUCUGAUUGAUUUGGCCGGCAGUGAACGUGUCGGUCACGCCGGUACCGGUGGUGAACGGCUCAAAGAGGGUGCACUAAUCAAUAAAUCAUUGUUAAAUUUGGGUAAAGUUAUUACCAAAUUGGCCGAAAUCAGUACCAAACAGAACAAAGUGGCGCACGUGCCGUAUCGCGAUUCGCAGCUGACUUAUCUAUUGAAGGACAGUCUCGGCGGCAAUUCCCGUACGUCGAUGAUUGCUACCAUAAGUCCGGCCAAAUGUUAUUUAGAAGAAACCCUAAGCACUUUGCGUUACGCGUCGACCGCCCGCAGUAUUGUCAACUAUGUCCAUAUCAACGAAGAUCCCAAAACAAAGAUUAUUCGGGAACUGUUGCAAGAAAUUGAAUUUCUCAAAAAUCAACAGAUAAUGCAUUGCGAUCAACAACACCUGUUGCCACCACAACAGCAACAACAAGAAGAGGUUAUCAACGAUUAUGUCAACGACGAUACCAUUGACGAAUGGGACGAACCGCCGGAAGAGCCCAUUGAGACGACCAAACCGCGUACGUGUACUAUAGCUACGAACACGUCGUUUGUGACCAUUGACUGUUCGGAUAGAAAUAACGAUAACAAGACACCGAUGACGACGACACAGCCGCCGCCGGAACCACUACCACCACCAAAGCUGACCGCAACUAUUGCUACAAACACAUCGUUAGUAAGUUUGACGAACACUGGCACCGAACCGAUGCCAACACAUCCGGAGCCGAAACCACCUCAACAGCCAUCACAACCGAAACCAAAGACCAAGAAUACGGCCACUGAAAUGUCAUUUUCGGAAAAGGCAACGAUUACCGUCUAUGUGGAUCUGCCCACACCUAUGGAUAUGAGGCGAACCAAAGAUCUCGAGAAUAUGCAACAGAAAUUGCUAAACGAAAUACAAAAUCUAAAGGAAAAAUUGCUCGACAGAGCUGAUGGUUGGCAACCAAAAGAUUGUAAUAAUUGGGGUAAAAAUGAUAAUAAACCUACAGAUAAUGGUAAUGGUUGUUGGAAUAAAGAGAAUAAACCUAAUAAUAAUAAGAAGAAGAAUAAUGGUUUUAGUUGUGAUAAUUGGGGUGAAGAGAAUGAACCUAAAGGUGAUGGUAAUAAACCUCUAAAUGGAGGUGGUAAUGAUAAUUGGGAUGAACCUGAUAAACCUGUAGAUGGUGGUAAUUGUGAUGAAGACAAUAAAUCUACAAAUGAUGGUAAUGGUUAUAAUGAUGAUUAUUGGGAUGCAGAGAAUCAACCUACAGAUGAUGGUAAUGAUGAUAAUAAACCUACAGAUGAUAGUAAUGACGAUAAUAAACCUGUAGACGAUGUUAAUGGUGAUGAUUGGGGUGAAGACAAUAAACCUAUAGUUGAUGGUAAUGAUGGUUAUGAGGAUAAUUGGGAUGAAGAGAAUCAACCAACAGAUGAUGGUAAUGAGGAUAAUUGGGAUGAAGACAAUAAACCUAUAGUUGAUGGUAAUGAUGGUUAUGAGGAUAAUUGGGAUGAAGACAAUAAACCUAUAGGUGAUGGUACUGAUGAUAAUCAACCUACAGAUGAUUGUAAUGAUGAUUAUUGGGGUGAAGACAAUAAACCUGUAGUUGAUGAUAAUAAACCUGUAGAUGGAGGUGGUAAUGAUAAUUGGGAUGAUGGAUGGUAAACAUUUAAUGUUAGAUAUAUAUAUAUAUA
Messenger RNA from Oppia nitens, 3540 nucleotides. Its product is annotated as kinesin-like protein KIF21A. Bases 182 to 3511 code for a protein of 1109 amino acids. The transcript has 3 exons. NCBI's taxonomy places the organism in Eukaryota, Metazoa, Arthropoda, Arachnida, Sarcoptiformes, Oppiidae. The record is from RefSeq and is a predicted model, not a curated record. Gene Ontology annotation, biological process: microtubule-based movement; mitotic spindle organization. Gene Ontology annotation, molecular function: microtubule motor activity; ATP binding; microtubule binding.